Molecule: messenger RNA, 2326 nt
Organism: Cydia pomonella (codling moth)
Lineage: Eukaryota; Metazoa; Arthropoda; Insecta; Lepidoptera; Tortricidae
Exons: 3
Coding region: 70-1032 (320 amino acids)
Source: RefSeq, a predicted model, not a curated record
GCAGGGCUCCGCAGUGAGGCCUCAACUGUGCUGGCGGACGAACGUGGCGGAGUUACGGACGAAGACAAGAUGAGUUCAGUGCAAGAGGAGAAGCCCCCAGAGCCAGCGAAGGCGGUCCGUGAGCUUCGCAACGCGGAGCUAGUGUCGCGGCUGCUCGCUGCUACGCCGCCAUACUUGUACAGCUCAUUUCCACUGCAGCCACAUGCUUUCUUCUUCAGCGAGAUGCUGCGGUCGUUCGUAACACGGCACCCAAGGCCUAACCACUAUCACAGGAGAUUUAAAAGGCGAUCGCACAAAUAUUUCGCUGAAAAUGACGAGUGGCGGCGAGACUGGCCAAAACAGGAUGAAGAAAAAAAGGAGCCAGAAACUCGGCCCGAAGUUCCUUUAGAGUUAACUGUGGAGAAACAUUCUCGCGUGCCUUCGCCGAGGAGGUUAUCGCCGAAGAUUGAACAGAAACCAAGCAGCCCGCCUCCUGGCCGACAGUCAUCUUUCGUCGAUGUAGGCACAGAAGAACUCCCCAAACCCUCACCCUGCGUCGGCAGAGCUGACGCCGUACCUUCAAACCUCAUCCUACCCCCGCCUCCACCGAUGUGGUACCCACCUAUCUACAACCCCCAAUUUGGUGUAGACCCUUUAAACUUUUUCAUAGACUUACGUGUCUCUGGACAUAUAUAUGAUAGAAAACGGGCCUUGGCCGAAGGCUUAGACAACAUUAACCAAGAACGUCCAGAAGAUUCCGGCUUGGACAAACGAUUAAGCAGGGAUUUUGGGAUGAAACCACGCCACGUUUCUGCGUUCUCCGUCCCAGUUAGACCAGGGAACAUCGCUCCUGAAGUACCAACUAAAUACUUUGACCAGAACGGCACUAACAAACAGGGUAAAAUCAACGGGACGUCGUAUAUAAUGAAGAAUUUGAAAAACGUUUAUGAAAAUUUAAAAAGCUCUCAAGAUGUAAAAGACGUUUCCAAGGUAGAUAAGGAUGAAGAUACCAAAGCUGAGUCCUCAGAAAUUGAUGACGAUAUAAUAGAUUAGUCGUAUUAACUGAUAGGUAUAAAAUUAAGUUUAAUUUAAAGUGACGAUGGAUGAAUGAAUCAAUAUUAAAAAGAGAGUAGUGAAAUAUGCGAAGUCUGGCAUUGAGAAGGUAACUAAUAAAUGUGAUUAGUAAAAAACAUUGUAGAAAAUAUUAUCAAAAUUGUAUUAUAUGUAACUGUGUGUCUGUAUAAGCACGGGUCGGAGCCUAUAGCUCGAUGUACUUACCUACCUAAAAAUACUAAAUACCAAUGUACUGUCACGUCUGAAAAUAUCGAUACGAAAGAAGUGACAAAAAUAUGUAUACACGACUUUAUUGCCCAUAUAUUAAGGUAGUGUAUACAUAUUUUUGGCACAUUUUUCGUAUCGAUAUUUUCAGAUGUGACUGUACCUAUUAUAGUUAAGGGGGUCCCUAACGGCAAUGACCUUCGAUCUGAAUCCCUUAGUUUUCUAAUGUUUUUUGUAGCUGUCCUCGGGAUAUUUGGCAUAAAAGUUGAACAAAUUUAUGCCAGAAAACUGGUUUAAUGGCCAUAACUUUUGUGUUAAUUAGUUUAAAAUAAAAUUAAAAUCUUUGACCAGUUUUUAGAGACGUCAAAGACGAACCCAAAUGUGUAGACUUCAUACAUGUAAAAUCCUUCGCAGCAAUCUAGUAACGAAAAAAGUGUAUUUAAAAAAAAUGUUUUAAAAAAUAUAUAAAAACCGGCCAAGAGCAUGUCGGGCCACGCUCAGUGUAGGGUUCCGUAGUUACUCUUCCGUCACAAUAAGCUAAACUGGAGCUUAAAGUAUAGUAAAUUGUUAACCAAGGGAUGAAACGGUACCUUUCACCCGAGUUAAACAAAUAGGCAAAUUUGCAUACGAUGAUUAGUACCUAAUUAAAGUAAGUCUUUUUACUAUGAAGGGAAAACUUUUUGCGAUAACUCAAAAACAGCUAAACUGAUCAUGUCCGCUAUAGUUUUCAUUUAAUGUCUUUCUUAAGCUCUACUUUCACGAUUUUUUUCAUAUUUUUUGGACCUAUGGUUCAAAAGUUAGAGGGGGGGGACACACUUUUUUUUUUCGGAGCGAUUAUCCCCGAAUAUAUUCACUUUAUCAAAAAAUGUUUCUUGAACACCCCUAUUAGUUUUGAAAGACCUUUCCAACGAUACCCCACACUCUAGGGUUGAAGCGAAAAAAAAAUUACACCCCUACUUUACGUGUAGGGGAGGUACCCUAAAAAAAUUAAAUUUUUAGUGUUUAUUGUACGACUUUGUCGGCUUUAUUGAUUUAUAUAUCCAUACAAAAUUUCAGCUUUCUAGCACUA